AGCUUCCUGCCUCUCUCCACCUCUUACUCGGCUAGCCAGAGUUUUUGGCUACGUAGAACACAGCUUGAUAUUCAUUAACGUUUCCUUUACUGUCAUUAUACGUAAACGAGCAGUAGACAACGCCACGCGGACAGUGCCAAGUUUCGCUGAGACUUCGCACAACUCUGCCUGCCUUGGUAAAGAGGAACGCUGCUAUUUCGUUCGACACGAAAAAGCGCACAACACUUUUUUUUUUAGAAUCUGGCGUAGAUUGCACACUCCACAAUCUUCGCAGCAGAGAAGCAACUGAAAAUGAGUGGCUCAGACAACAAAAGUUCGAGACCGACGGACAACAGCGGCGUGGAGGUCCCGGCGCUCAACAUCCACCCAAAGUUCAUGACAAACCGCAACGGCGCCUCCAGCCGAUCAUCGACGCGUCAGGGCACCCCGCGCAGUGAAGGCGCCAUCGUCGCUGCCGUGCCCACGAACGCAGAGCUCGCCGAGGCGGGUGUGCCGCUGCAGGACGGCGUGGUGCGCCAGCUUUCUGCCCGCAAGCAGGAGAGGGGCUCGCUGGCGGCGCCGCGCCCCGUCGCCGGCAACGGCAGUAGACGGCGCGCCCCUGCGGCGAUUGCGGCGGGCAGCGGCAUCGGUGAACCCCUGCAGCUGAGCGAGCCCCGCCAGCGUCGUGGCAAUUCGGGCACCCCCCGCUCCCCGCAGCAGCAGCCUUCGCGGCACGCCCCUUAUGCUGGCGGCUCUCGCGCCUCCCUCGGAAGCUCCCGCGAGCCGAUCCGCCCUGGCCGCAACGCGGGUCAGUCGCCGCUGCGUUCCCCGUCGAAACACCACGACCCUUACGGCCACGUCACGUCCGUGGUUCGCGACUACCGCAACAACAACAUUAGUGCCCUGGAGGCGCAGUACAGGAAUGUGCGCAGUCACUCCGCUUCACACGUGCCGCCGGCCCGCGACCCCGUCGAGUACAGGAGCACGUCGCAGCAACAAGAGGACGAGGACAGGGCACCGACGCCGCGCUCGACUCGGCAGGACUCCCCGCAGCCGCGAGACAGCGCUGCCGACUACCUGCGUGGUGGCGUGCCGCGCGUCGCGCUGGAGGCGCCGCACAUUAAAUACGCGGAGGCGCUAGAGAGGAUGAACAACCCCCGUUACUCCCCUCGCGUGGCGCGUGCGUACACCCCGUCCACCUCGACAGCGUCGGCGCCUUUUCUGCCGCAGGCGGCGCAGUCCAUUCCCGAUCGCUUGAAGUACGUCGAACCGUCGGAGGAGGAGAAGAAACGGCGCAAGGCGGAGACGCUCCGCCUGCUGCAGGAGUGGCGGGAGAGGCAGAAGGCGCGUAGCGCCGGUGCGCCUCCCGCACGCGUGCCGCCGCCGCCGCGUGAGCAGCAGCAGCAGUCGUCGGCAAAGGCAGCCCCACGCAUGCGCUCGACCAGCAGAAACCGUGGUAGCGCCCGCUCGCAGCCGCGCCCCGUGGAGCCGGCGGUGCUGGAGGAGAAGCCGGAGUGGGACAGCACGUUUGAGCCCGGUUUCGGCACUCCGCCGCGGACACCUCGCACCAGCUCGAGGGCGGCGCGCUCUGCGCGGAGCGGGAGGAAGAGCGGCGCUGCGUCGCGCGCGUCGUCGCGGAAAGGGCGGAAGUCUCGCGGUGCGACGCCACCGGCAAGUGCCCGUGGCGACGGCACGACGAACCCAAAUGCGUUCCGCCGCCGACUACUCUUCGACGUCACGGCUCCGGCGCUGUUUGUCGCCUAG
This is a messenger RNA of Leptomonas pyrrhocoris, 1743 nucleotides long. RefSeq lists its product as hypothetical. Bases 292 to 1743 code for a protein of 483 amino acids. The transcript has a single exon. The record is from RefSeq and is a predicted model, not a curated record. NCBI's taxonomy places the organism in Eukaryota, Euglenozoa, Kinetoplastea, Trypanosomatida, Trypanosomatidae.